AGGGCCUGCCUCUCUCACUUCCACCCUAUUGUAAUUUCAUCCCCGGGCCGGUCGAGCCUCCCUCCCUCCGGCGGCCAGCCCGUCCCUCCCCGUCGGCCUCCUCCGGCGCCCCCGCCCCCUAGAAAAGCCCUGCUGCUCGAAGCCGCCUUCACUCCCGCACGCCGACCUCCCGGCUGCUGUCCUGCCUCCUUAAACUCCCCCCGCCGUUCCAGGUCCAGCCCCUUCAGCCUCCCACCUCCUCCCUCCUGCCCGGGGAUCCGCGGGGACCGCGUCCCCCACACCCCCUAGGAGACGCCCUUUCCCUGUGCGUCCGGGACUUGGCGAAACUUUGAAGGCGCCGGCGGCGAAAUGGAUUUAAUCCAAGGCAUCUUGCUCCGGCUCUUGCUCCUGGCUUCCAGCCUCCGGCCCGGCGCUGUGUCGCUGCGAUCGGCUCUCCGAAAACCAGGAAAAGUAGGGCCUCCUCAUGACAUCGUGCUGGGCGCGUUGAACUGUACAGCUUUCAGCAUCCAGUGGAAAAUGCCAAGGCAUCCUGGGAGCUUCAUCCUUGGGUACACUGUCUUUUACUCUGAGAUGGACGCAGAUAAGUCCUUGUGGGAGCAGUCACAUAGGGUGCCUCUCAGCCGGGUCACCCCCACAUUGGGACAACACGAUCAUCAGGUGGUUUUUGAGGAGGUGAUCGGAGAUUUGAAACCAGGCACUGAGUAUCGAGUGAGCAUAGCAGCUUACAGUCAGAGUGGUAAAGGACGACUUAGCUCUCCUCGGCAUGUUACUACUUUGUCCCAAGAUUUCUGCCUGCCUCCAGCAGCACCCCAGCAGCCACAUGUCAUUGUGGUUUCGGAUACUGAGGUGGCCCUAUCUUGGAAACCUGGAACGAGUGAAGGAAGCGCCCCUAUUCAAUACUACUCUGUGGAGUUCAUCAGGCCAGAUUUUGACAAGAGGUGGACCUUAAUCCAAGAGCAGAUCCAGAUGGACUCCAUGGUUAUCAAGGGCCUCCAUCCAGAUACCAACUACCAGUUUGCCGUGAGGGCAGUGAAUCUUCAUGGCCCCAGCCCCCGCAGCCGGCCCAGUGACACUGUCCGAACCCUCUGCCCUGAGGAAGCAGGAAGUGGCCACUUCGGACCCCGUUAUCACACCAACAUGGGAGCCAGUGAGGAUGAUGAUGGAUAUGAAGAUGACUUCGAUUUGGAUAUUUCUUUUGAAGAGGUUAAACCACUUCCUGCUGCCAAAGGAGGAAAUAAGAAAUUUGUGGCAGAAACCAAGAGGACAUCUAUAUCUAACCCAAAGACCAUUUCCAGGCUGGUCCCCCCGACCUCAGCAUCUCUCCCGACAACCACCGUGGCACCCCAUCCCACUCACAUGGAGCGGAAGGGGCAGAAUUCUGUGGCCAUACUGUCAAGGCUCUUUGAUAUGUCUUGUGAUGAAACCCUCUGCUCUGCGGACAGCUUCUGUGCCAAUGACUACACCUGGGGGGGCUCCCGAUGCCAUUGCAACUUGGGCAAAGGUGGUGAGAGCUGCUUAGAAGAUAUUGUUAUACAGUAUCCUCAGUUCUUUGGCCACUCCUAUGUAACCUUUGAACCUCUGAAGAAUUCCUAUCAGGCAUUCCAAAUUACUCUUGAAUUUAGGGCAGAGGCAGAAGAUGGCUUACUGCUCUACUGUGGAGAGAACGAACAUGGGAGAGGGGAUUUCAUGUCCCUGGCCAUCAUCCGACGCUCCCUCCAGUUUAGGUUUAACUGUGGAACUGGGGUUGCCAUCAUCAUAAGUGAGACCAAAAUCAAACUGGGGGCCUGGCACACAGUGAUGCUCUACAGAGACGGGCAGAAUGGGCUGCUGCAGCUGAACAACGGCACCCCAGUGACAGGCCAAUCCCAGGGCCAGUAUAGUAAAAUUACCUUCCGGACACCUCUCUAUCUUGGUGGUGCUCCCAGUGCUUACUGGUUGGUCAGAGCCACAGGGACAAACCGAGGCUUUCAAGGCUGUGUGCAAUCGCUUGCUGUUAAUGGGAGGAGAAUUGACACGAGGCCCUGGCCGCUGGGAAAAGCACUCAGCGGGGCUGAUGUGGGGGAGUGCAGCAGUGGAAUCUGCGAUGAGGCCUCGUGCAUCAAUGGUGGCACCUGCACAGCAAUCAAAGCCGACUCCUACAUUUGUCUCUGCCCCCUGGGGUUUAAAGGGCGACACUGUGAAGACGCUUUCACCUUGACCAUCCCUCAGUUCAGAGAGUCUCUGAGAUCCUAUGCAGCAACGCCCUGGCCCCUGGAGCCCCAGCAUUACCUCUCCUUUAUGGAGUUUGAGAUCACCUUUCGUCCGGACUCAGGAGAUGGCGUCCUCCUGUAUAGCUAUGACACAGGCAGCAAGGACUUCCUGUCCAUCAACAUGGCAGAGGGCCACGUGGAGUUCCGCUUUGACUGUGGCUCUGGGACCGGUGUUCUCAGGAGUGAAGAUCCUAUCACCCUAGGCCACUGGCAUGAGCUGCAUGUAUCUCGCACAGCAAAGAAUGGAAUCUUACAGGUGGAUAAGCAGAAGGUAGUAGAGGGAAUGGCAGAGGGAGGUUUCACACAGAUUAAGUGCAACACAGACAUUUUUAUUGGCGGAGUCCCUAAUUAUGAUGAUGUGAAGAAGAACUCGGGCAUCCUCAAACCGUUCAGUGGAAGCAUCCAGAAGAUCAUCCUGAAUGACCGAACUAUCCACGUGAAACAUGACUUCACGUCUGGCGUGAAUGUGGAGAAUGCGGCCCACCCCUGCGUGGGGGCUCCUUGUGCCCAUGGGGGCAGCUGCCGGCCCAGGAAGGAGGGAUAUGAGUGUGACUGCCCUUUGGGAUUUGAGGGGCAUCACUGUCAGAAAGCAAUCACAGAAGCCAUUGAGAUCCCUCAGUUUAUUGGCCGCAGCUACCUGACGUAUGACAAUCCAGAGAUCCUCAAGAGGGUGUCAGGAUCAAGAUCAAAUGUGUUCAUGAGGUUUAAGACCACUGCCAAGGAUGGGCUGUUGCUGUGGAGGGGAGACAGCCCCAUGAGACCCAACAGUGACUUCAUUUCCUUGGGCCUUCGGGAUGGAGUCCUGGUGUUCAGCUAUAACCUGGGCAGUGGUGCUAUAUCCAUCAUGGUGAAUGGCUCCUUCAAUGAUGGUCGGUGGCACCGAGUUAAGGCUGUUAGGGAUGGCCAGUCGGGAAAGAUAACUGUGGACGACUAUGGAGCCAGGACAGGCAAGUCACCAGGCAUGAUGAGACAGCUCAACAUCAAUGGAGCUCUGUAUGUGGGUGGGAUGAAGGAAAUUGCUCUGCACACCAACAGGCAAUAUAUGAGAGGUCUCGUGGGCUGCAUCUCACAUUUCACCCUGUCCACCGACUACCACAUUUCCCUUGUGGAAGAUGCCGUGGAUGGGAAAAACAUCAACACGUGUGGAGCCAAGUAACACCAGCUGGCCUCGCCCAAGGGACAGAGCCUUCUAUUCUGAGAAUCCUAGGGUUCCUGAGACCCUGCCUGAUGCUGUACCCAGAGGCCCAGGGACCAGGUGUGUUUCCUCUCAUCAAGGAGAAAGUACACCCUGAUGAAAAACUGAGAACCAAGACGGGAGUCCCUGGGUGGCCUUUCCUGCUGACACUCUGUGGGCCAAACCCAGCAGCAUGCUUUGUGUAGGAAGCAUAGGACUUUGUCCACUGAAUGUGUAGCAGCUGCCAGAGAUCACACAUCAAUGCAAAUUCCAGAGCCUGUCUAUUAUAGCUCAGUGACUGUGUUGUGAUUCAUAGCACAGAGGAGAGAGAGAGAGAGA
This is a messenger RNA of Carlito syrichta (Philippine tarsier), 3762 nucleotides long. RefSeq names its product EGF like, fibronectin type III and laminin G domains (gene EGFLAM). Gene Ontology annotation, molecular function: protein binding; calcium ion binding. The coding region runs from base 349 to 3405 and encodes 1018 amino acids. The record is from RefSeq and is a predicted model, not a curated record. The transcript is spliced from 23 exons. NCBI's taxonomy places the organism in Eukaryota, Metazoa, Chordata, Mammalia, Primates, Tarsiidae.